Prorocentrum cordatum is the source of this 1779-nucleotide messenger RNA. NCBI's taxonomy places the organism in Eukaryota, Dinophyceae, Prorocentrales, Prorocentraceae. The record is from the annotation of a GenBank genome assembly.
GCACAAUCAUGUCGGUGAAUGCGAGCUCGUUCGGCCCGCUGUUCGACUUUCUGGCCGUGGCGAAGGCCAAGAUCAUUUGCGCGCAGGAGACGAGGAUCGUGGAGUCACGCCUCGGGGAGUUCCAGCACCGCGCCAAGGACCUCGGCUUCCACGGCAUGUGGGCACCAGCCUUGGCGACCAAUGCCAAGGGCCCGCAGGCCAACCACUGUGGGGUUGCAAUCCUGGCGCCCACGAAUGUGAUGAUCACGAAGCCUCCCGACGGCGACCCCAUUAUUUAUCCAGGCAGAGUGGUGGCCAGCUUUGUCAAUUGGGGAGCCCCUGGCGGGGUGAUUGUGGUCAGUGCAUACUUGGUGACAAGCAUCGGUCUGACAGGUGAGAAUCUUUCCAUACUGUGGGCCAUCGCUCAGAGAGUCGCUUUCUGGAAUGCUGCGGGCUUUGACUGGAUCUUAGCUGGUGACUGGAAUUCUGAUAUAGCAGCUCUGAAUGCGAGGGGGUGGAUUGAGUCUCUGGCUGGGUUGUCUUACACUCCACCGUCGGCCGCGUGCUGCAAGGAGGACGGCAACUCGAAGAUUGACUACUUCAUUGCGUGUGCAAAUUUGUCGGCACGUCUCGGGACAGCAGUGGUGGUGGACAUGUACGGCACCAUGCCCCCUCCGCACUACCCAGUAAGCAUUGAUCCCCUGGGCAGCGACAGGCUAGCAUGGUGUCUUGUGCCAGACGAGCCGAGGGCAUUCCCAGUUAUUCCUCCAUGUGGGUGCGCGAGGUUCCCGUACCCGUGGGAUGCUGUGGAUCAUAUUUUCUUCGAAGUGAAGGAGGUUUCAGAUCUUGCCCGAGUUUGGGGCGCUGUGCUUGAUGGAGUCGAUUUCGAGUUGGCUGGGCGCUAUGACAAGGUUGACAACGAUGCGAUUUCUUUCGUCGGGCGUUCGGGCCCUCCACGUUUCAAGUGGAAGCUGUUGGCUUGGGAACCUCCGCGCCGUCGUACUUAUCGCGGGCCAAAGGUCUAUGCGUGGGCGACGGUCAAAAGAUGGUGUCAGCAUCUCAGGUCGGAGCGUGAUCGACUGGGCAGGUUCUGUCAACGGUUACAGUUGGCUUCGGUGGUCUGCCAGCUUACGCCCCUGCAGUACGCCAAGGUGCUGCAGGCUUUCUACGAGGUGGACCAGUACUGCCGUAGGAUCGUCCGCGACAAGAAGACCUGCCACCACUUGGACCAGGACACCGUCGACUUUCUGCUGCGAGGCUUGGGCGCGAUCGGCGACGCCGGCUUCGACUCAGGUUUGGACAACAUCAUUCUGAAGGCCGACGCGGUGUUGAAGGCAGCGGGGUCGGUCUCGGAGCAGGCUUGGCGUGGCUGGGCCAAGCAGGCGUUCCUGGGAGGGGCCAGUCAGGCCCACGCUGCCUCCAAGGUGCGCGGCAAGCAGGAGCAGCUCAACUUUGACGUGGACGCCCAGCCGUACCUGCUGGCAAACCACACCCUCGACGCGUGGGAGGGCGUCUGGCGACGCCACGACUUGUCGCCCCCAGAGCUGCCGCCAGGCCAUGAGAGCUGGUCUGCUCUGCCCGAGCUCGACCACCACCAAGUGCGGGCUGCCAUUCGCAAGUUUUCGACGCGUACGGCAGCUGGGCCGAGCCGUAUUUCACCUAGAUGCCUGGACGCUCUGUCGGACCAGGCGCUCGAGCGCAUCGCCAAGAUGUUUCUGCUUUUCGAGCAGUGGCUGCCCUGGAGACCAGUCUCGGCAGCGUGGCAGGCUGGCUACCAGUGCGACCAGAUGUGGGGCACGA